Molecule: messenger RNA, 1449 nt
Organism: Nasonia vitripennis (jewel wasp)
Lineage: Eukaryota; Metazoa; Arthropoda; Insecta; Hymenoptera; Pteromalidae
Exons: 7
Coding region: 723-1088 (121 amino acids)
Source: RefSeq, a predicted model, not a curated record
GGUUCCGAACUUCCGGUAGAAGAUCUCAAAAGUAAAGUUUUCUCUUCUCUCUCGUUCCGUAGAGCCGCAUUCGUGAAAAUAUUUUCGAUUCUGUAAUUUGUUCAACAAAAUAGUCGCAACUCGCGUUAUGUUAUGGCUAGAGUAUAAAAAUAUGGUUCAGUUGUCAAUUUGAUUUCGGCGGAGGUGACGGUUACGCCAAGAACUUUUCGCAAAGUUCGUUAGGCCACCGCGAAGGAGGAAGAUCGUCGGGAGGAUUUCAGAGGUAUCAGGAUAUACAAUUUUUUAUUGGCUGUGCUCGAACCUGUGAUGUUAUUGAUAGUCGAGAUUUGGGUCCUGAAAUUGACUGAGGCUUUCUGAAAUGAGGAACCAAGAGAAACGAUACUCGUCCGAACUGCAGAAAUACAGCCAAUGCGAGCCAGGAGAGAAAUAGAGAAGCGUGGAGAAAGAGAGAAGAGAGGGUGCGAGCGAAGCACAGCAGCUGCGGCGGUGGCGGAGCAGGGCCCAUGGCGUUUCGGGUUAACUACUCGACGAGCGCGACAGGAUAAUCGGCGGUUGAUACUACGCGCGAAAACGAGUCUGACAGCCUGACUCUCCAGCUCUCAGGCUCAGCUCGGCCGGACAGGCCUAGAUUCAUACCGCAGUGCUGACAGUUCAGUUGCAAACACGCGCGAGGACAAAAAAACGCCGAACCAAAGCCAUCGCUUAUCCUCUGGAAGUCCACAAUGGGCACAGUCAACGAGCAAAACAGCCACGUUUCGUCGAGUUUUGAAAGAACAAGCAGCUCUGCAAGAACGAAAGAAAGAUUUACGUUAGAUACCGCAACUCGGAGCAGUCAACCGAUGCAUCUGUGUCUUAGACUACGCGGACGCGGUUUACGGCGUUCCUUUCUUCUGACGUUCCACGUUUCACGAAGACACGGAAAAUAUCGGAAAGCUGUAAGCGAUAAGCUGUUAAUUGAAAGUCGAGACGGCGCCGCGCCAGACCCUUGGAACUCGGACCGCCUGUCCGCGGAGCGAGUUAUGUCGUGGAAGCUUCCCGUAAAUAAAUAUAACUCAUCUGCCGGCGUCGAGAGUAUGUAUAACUGUUAGGCGAACAUAUUCUUUCUUCGAGAAACGGGGCUUGCUCGACUAGUUAACGCGGUGUAAGCGAUCGUUUGCGCUCUUUGUGCCCGUGGUUAGCUGGUGGUGCUACUUGUGAUUUUACUACUGGGAAGGAAGGAGUGCAAACACGCGAGUCUAAGUAGCAGGCGCCACAACGGAGUUUGCUUUGCUGCCGGUUGCGACGACUGUCUUUCGAAAAUUUGGUUUUCCACCGAGUCUCUUUCCCGUCAUAUCGAACAAAGAAAGGCAUCCACGUGCGCUCGCGACGAAAAUAUGCAAUUCCGUUACUCCGGAGUGAGGGCACACUUUGCCACGCCAUUCCUCAUAAUUUAUGCCUCGCGCUCCUCCC